This is a messenger RNA of Trichoderma virens Gv29-8, 576 nucleotides long. RefSeq lists its product as uncharacterized. Bases 1 to 576 code for a protein of 191 amino acids. Gene Ontology annotation, cellular component: cytoplasm; nucleus; TRAPP complex. The transcript is spliced from 3 exons. NCBI's taxonomy places the organism in Eukaryota, Fungi, Ascomycota, Sordariomycetes, Hypocreales, Hypocreaceae. The record is from RefSeq and is a predicted model, not a curated record. Gene Ontology annotation, biological process: endoplasmic reticulum to Golgi vesicle-mediated transport.
AUGUCGGCCGCAAUACCCUCUGUCGCCUGCCUCGGCGUCAUCGGGCGCAACAACAACCCCCUACACAUCUCCAUCUUCCCUUCCUACGAUCCCGCUGCCAACACCUUCUCGCCGAUCCGGAACCCUCUGCAAUUCUCCCUUCUGCUGUCCUCGACAAUCGACGUCUUCGACUUGCGAUCCAAAAGCAGCACAGCGUCGGGCGACUUUGGGCUUCUGCACGCCAUCGACGACCGCCUCGCGGCGUAUGGCUUCGAGACCAACACAGGCGUGCGGAUGGUCUGCAUAGUGGACAUGCGCGGACGACGCGUCGAGGCAGGUGGCAGCGGCGUCGCAGGGCAGGGCAGUGGCGCGGCGGGAGCAUCGACCGUGGGCGCGGGAUUGCGGGACUCAGAGCUGAAGCCGGUGUUUAGGGCGAUGCAGAGCGCGUAUGUGCGACUGCUGCAGAACCCAUUUUACGAUCCGGACGAGCAUGCGCCGCUGGGCGGGAAGGGCGGGAGGAGGAUCACUAGCAAGAAGUUUGGGGAUGACAUGAAGAGGAUAGGGGAGGCAUGGACGCCGGGAGUGACGACUCUGUGA